AUGACGUUUUCCAAGGUUUUAUGUCUUCAAGUCUACCUAGGCCUGACAAUUCUAACAACUGCGAUCAGGCUAAACUAUACCGGAGGUAAGACAAUGAAGAAAAGUACCAGUUGCGUAUAAGCUGACAAAAAAUUUUUGAGAAUGAUACUAUUGAAAUUCUGACUCUUCAGACAUUCCGUACCUGACCGUAUCUUUUGAUCCGAGCGGAAAUGAAACCUUUGAAGUGCCGUUGUACCUUGAAGGGGAAUCGUUCUUCCUUGGGGAGGAAUGUGCUGACGCUGGAACUUGCACCGAGACCAAUCAUUCGAUAGUAUACAACCCAGGGUAAGUGAGGCAUUUGGUCCACGUACUAUCAAAGUUUGGGUCCGAAAAGCGCGCCUAGACCAAGAGAGUGCCUUGGGGAAGUGUGAACGUCGAGAAAAAAAGAUAUGGCAAACAAAAAUAAGUACUUUUUGGCAAAGCAAAAAAACUCCCAAAAAAUUGGAUUUUCCUUUACCGCAUCAUUUCUCCUCAAGAUGUCCUCUUCACCAAAGUGCUCUCUUUGCCAAGGUGCCCUCUACGCCACGGUGCCCUAUUCGUCAAGGUGUCCUCUCAGCCAAGUGCCCUUUGCGUUAGGUCCCCUAUUGGCCAAGGUACCUUCUUCGCCAAAGUGUCCUUUCCGCUCAGGUUCCCUCUUCGUCAAAGUGCCCUCUUCGCUCAGGUUCCUUUUUCGUCAAGUUGCCUUCUUCACCAAGGUGCCCUCUUCUGCUCAGGUUCCCUUUUCGCCAAGGUGAUCUUUUUGCCAAGGUGCCCUUUUCGCUCAAGUUCCUUAUUCGACAAGGUACCCUUUUCGCCAAGGUGCCCUCUUCUGCUGAGGUUCCCUAUUUGCCAAGGUGCCGUCUUUACCAAAAUGCCCUCCUCGCCAGGAUACGCUCUUCGUUAGGUUCUUUCUUCGCCCUAUUCGCCGAAGUGCCCUGUUGGCUUAGAUUCCUUCUGCGCCAAGGUGAACUCUUUGUCAGGUCCCCCCUUCGUUGCACGUAUGCUGAGAGCAUUCUUUGGCAACCAGUGCCCCCGUAGAGCCUAGAAAUCUUUUUCCCAGAAAGUACCACGGCGUAAAGGGCGAUGAGAUUACGUUGAAGUCGGGCGGCACUUCCUUAUUUGGCAACAAAUAUCAAGGUUCGCUGAUUACCGACUUCACCAACGACCGUGUGGCUACAUUCAACGUAAUCAACAACAGUACAGCGCCGAUUGAUCUGGAAGCGGCGGGGAGGCUGAGUCUCGACUUCUCCAACUACACCAUGGACGGGUAUUUCGUUGAAAAUGUUUUCAAAAACCUGCAAACAAAGCAAAUCAUUUUCCGCCGUGGUCCAGUGGAGCAAUACUUGGUAGGGUAUAUAUGUAUAUAUAUAUAUAUAUAUAUAUAUAAUACAUAGAUAGAUAUAGAUAUAUAAAUACAUAUGACACAUUGAAAUUCGGUUUAGAAAACCGGCUACAUCAACGGAACGAAAGGCGCCAUGGAAAUUGGCGUCAACGAAAUGUAUGGUUGCAACAUGACUGAAGCCAAGUAUAAAGUCAAGCAUAGCAGAGGAUGGAAGAUUGUUGGCGGGUACGUAAAAUUAAUAACUCUCGAACGAUAUAUGUUGAGUCCCGAGACGCAAAGAUACAACAAUAUACACCCUUUGCCAGACAACAAACAAUUCUUGUAAAACAAAGCAAUGAAAAAAACGAACGAACUUUCUGGACGACCCAAUAAUAGUCCGCUGAUGACUAUAACCCCACUGUUUACUUUCAGCAUCCAAAUCGGCGACGAACUUCAUGACUACCCCGUAAAAUUCUCGCUCAACGAAAAAGUCCUGCUCCCACGGCACCUCUACAAUUACAUUUAUCAGAGUCCCUACAAGAACCUCACCCUCCGCGAGCUCGCCUCGUACACUCUGUACUUUGACAACGAGACCGCGUUCGCGCCCAACUACACCAACUUCCUCAACUACAAGACAAUCUACCGGGAUGUGCUGGACCUGCAGGUGGAGCCGCACGAUGAAUUCGUCGUUCUUCUUGGGCGGCCCUUCCUCGCCGACUUUUGUUUGAUCCUGCGGAAGCGGGGCGAUGAAUUGAGCGAUUACGAGAUUGGGUUAGCGCCCUCGUACCCGUUGGACGAUGAUCCGCAAUGGGAGGAUGAUGUAGCGCCCAUUCGCCCCAAAGAAGACGAUGAUGAAGACGAGAGCGACGAGGAUGAAGAUGAUGGUGCAAACAGCAACGGCUUGAGCUUUUUUAUUGUGUUGUUGGCAUUUUUUGGCAGUAAAGCUUAG
Bursaphelenchus xylophilus (pine wood nematode) is the source of this 2288-nucleotide messenger RNA. The record is from the annotation of a GenBank genome assembly. NCBI's taxonomy places the organism in Eukaryota, Metazoa, Nematoda, Chromadorea, Rhabditida, Aphelenchoididae.